Molecule: messenger RNA, 2962 nt
Organism: Crotalus tigris (Tiger rattlesnake)
Lineage: Eukaryota; Metazoa; Chordata; Lepidosauria; Squamata; Viperidae
Product: mastermind-like protein 3
Exons: 2
Coding region: 1837-2322 (161 amino acids)
Biological process (GO): positive regulation of transcription of Notch receptor target; Notch signaling pathway
Cellular component (GO): nuclear speck; nucleoplasm
Molecular function (GO): transcription coactivator activity
Source: RefSeq, a predicted model, not a curated record
UAACACAGGCAAUAAACAACACAGAAGUGGUUAUUUUUAUUUUCUCUGCUGAACCUCUUCAGGAAUCUUGUAUAGAAAAAAAAGUGGGGGCAGCCUUUGGCAUCCUAAUCUUUUUUUUUUUUUUUUAAAUAAAGUUGAGCCUACUGAAUGAACAAUGUAACAGAAUGUCAACAGAAAAUAUCAUUGGAGUUUAAGCUACAAAGAUUAUCUUUAAACCAACUUGAAAAUAAGUUUGUCUGAAAACAUGUAUUUACUCUCGCGUGAGGGAGUAAAAGACUGCUAGCACAAAAUCAUUUCACAACGAAUAUUUCCAAAUGGGGUGGGGGGAGAAGGGAGGCUUAUCAGGGUUCAUUUUAAAUCCAGCCUUUUUUUCUCUCCGCUCCGUCUUUACUUUUCCAUGUGGAAAAGGUUAUCAGACAAGGCAGGCGAAGAGGCUGCUCCCUUUUGGCGGAGCCAUGCACAGAUUCUGACAAUGUAGUACGCAAGAAUUUAGGCUAACAUGAUACACAGCUUCGGCUUGCAGUGAAGCUCAAUAAGGAAACCGGACACAAACAAGCACGCAUAUUACACACACACACACAUAUCACACGCGACCAGGUCAAAAGUUGACUGCCUCGCCAGCUUCCCUUCGGAUCCUUUCUUGUUCCGUCCUGGCAGAGCUGAUUUUCCGCCCAAGGUAACGAACAGCGCGAAUAGGCGCCGGAGGGGGAAUUAGGUGGGGAUCGUCGUGUCCGUUCCUGCUGGCUAAAGGUCCGGGCCGGAUUUUGCACCUUGUUCCCGGGACUGCCUCACGGCCUGGAGGAGCUGGAGCUGCUGCGGCUCUGUUUAUUGAGCGCUCUUGUCCUGGUAUCACUCCGCUGGCAUGGACGAGGAGGCGGAGGAGGUGGAAGAGUAACGCACUUGAUCCUUGUGAUGGUGGCAGAGGAGAAGCAGCGGGCAGAGCAGAGUCCGAGCCGGUCCCUCUGCGUGUAGCAGCUCCGCCGACGCUCUGCCAGUCCUUCAGCCAGCUACCUUUGCAGAUCGCCCCGGAUUGUUCACGUGUUGAUUUCCCCCAGCCGGAGGAUUUGCUUUUUUAGGUUCCUGUUGAAAAAUACAACUGAGCAGCCAAAGUACUUUGAGAACACGGUGCGGCAUAAACACCCAAACUUUUUUUCCCUCCCUUUUCUCCCCCCUCCCCCCGGAAAGAAAACACAAUUAAGAAAGCGGCGUUGCCUGUCUUCUGAUGGUGUGGGGUCUGAAUGCAUUGUGGGUUGUACAUGUGUCUUCCUUGACCAGUGGGUGCCCGUCCUAGGUGUUUUGUGAACGUGCAAGUGCGGAAAGGUUCUAUCUCUACAUACCGCUUUUGGGGACGUCUUUCCCCCCUCCUCUCUUUCUGUUUUAAUACAUGGGGAGGCCAAGAAGGUUUUCGCUCCGGAAUUUCUUUCGGAAAGGAUGGAUUAUUUAAAAGGGGAGCAGCUCUGAGCUCUCCUCCUUGGAGUUUGUAACCGAGCGGCGGCUGCUGUGCUCCCUGUGUUCGGAUACCUUCUGUUUGUUGAUUGUGUCUGCCGAUAACCUUACAGCACCUCCGGGUUUGGGCUUUCUGCUUUUGGCGUGUUUUUUUUUUUUUUUUACCCCUCCCUCUCAUCCGAGAGGAUCGGCAAGAAAGAGGUUUUGCUGCGUUGUUUACAACCCCCAAACAUUUUUGCUUGGGUCUGUUAGCGUUUCCAUGGCCCACUAGAGAGUAUCCCAAAAGGAGGAUUUCCCCCUCCUUCGGCGUUUCUGCCUGCUGUGUGGAGCCCGCGUGUAAAAGGAGAGGGGGGAAAAAGUUCUUCCAAAAUAGUGUGCACGGGGAAAGGGAUGGGGGAUUUUCCAACCCCCGCUGCCGCCACGAACGGCAGCAGCAUUUGUCUCAACAAUAACCUGAGCAGCAGCCUCGGCGGGGCCGGGAUCGGCGUGAACAGCGCUCCCCACGGGCCUCCUCCCGGCCACAAUGCUACUCAUAGCGGCGGCGGUGGUACUAACGGGAGCGGCGGCAUUCCCAAACACAGCACCGUGGUGGAGAGGCUCAGGCAACGCAUUGAAGGCUGCCGGAGACAUCACGUCAGCUGCGAGAACAGGUACCAGCAAGCCCAGGCCGAGCAGCUGGAGCUGGAGCGAAGGGACACAGUGAGCCUUUACCAGAGGACCCUGGAGCAAAGGGCCAAGAAAUCGAGCUCCGGCGGUGGCAGCAAGCAACCACAUUCAAGCAAACAGCCACAAGAUGCCGAGCCUGCUACAGCCGAGCAGAGGAAUCACACACUGAUCAUGAUGUUCUUGUGGCUUGCAGUUGGUGCAGCUGAGUGAUCGGCCAUUUUACUGACUGAUCUUUACUCCGUCGGCCCAAAGGAACUUACCUGGACUGCAGAAGAUGCCGCCCCCCUUCUCCAGUCAAACAGGGGGCCUCCUCAGUGGUAGUCGCCCCUCCAGGGCGACUUUUCGACCGAUCAAGGGGUCUGCUGGUGGAGGAAACUCAGACGGCGAAGAGACAAGUCUCUUUGCAUGACCGCGGCACCACGACCCAGAACCGGAAGCCAGCUUGUUAACAGUUUUUAGGAUCAUAGUGAGAGGGAGAUUUGAAGGCUGUAGAAAAUGGGUAAUGUGGUUUUGGAUAUUACUCUGGAAUCACUGAUUGAGCGUUCUUACUUGUACAAUCAAAGAAAAGCAUUCCUUGUUUUAAGGAAGUAAAUCAUUUUAAGGAAGUGAAUGUGACUGGGAUCUAAUUGCAAUGUUAUGUUAACUGUUAUGUUAUCUGGGAGGAAAUGCUAUAUUGUUUACUGGGGUUGCCUGAUAGAAAUAAACUGUUGACUAUACAUAGCUUUUGAAUGACAGGAGAUGUGGAAGUGUGAAUUCUGCUAUUAUAUAUGCACAUGAUAUCAAUAAGGUGACCAGCUUUUUUACAAUGAAAAGGAGGACACAAAUAAAUUGAAGAAAAAAAUAUCGUAAA